Molecule: messenger RNA, 1492 nt
Organism: Drosophila guanche
Lineage: Eukaryota; Metazoa; Arthropoda; Insecta; Diptera; Drosophilidae
Product: allatostatin-A
Exons: 3
Coding region: 248-724 (158 amino acids)
Molecular function (GO): neuropeptide hormone activity
Source: RefSeq, a predicted model, not a curated record
GCGAAUUCAAAAGUUAACCGACAUUCGAUCUGUCAACGUGCAGCAGUCGAAGGAGCAGCCGCAGCAGCAAUUAUACUUGGCCGCGGAAUAUUUAGAUAUUUGAUAUAUCUCGUGUUUUCCGUACAUUGAAGUGCAUUCAAGUUUCAGCUAAUUCUUUUAUCGUUUCAAAAAAUUACUUCGCGAUUUGUGUGCUUUUAAAAUAGAAUCAGUCAGACGUGUGCCCGUGCUCCGUGCCCACAGCAUCACAAUGAACACGCUCAAUGCGCAUCUCCUGCUGCUGGCCCUGUGCUGCGUCGGCUAUAUUGCCUGCUCGCCGGUCAUAGGCCAGGAGCAGCGCAGUCAAGUCUCUGGCGAGGGCGAUGUCGACGGCCUGCUCGGCGCCGACGAGAUGGCCGAUAAUGGCGCAGACAUUGAUAAGCGGGUAGAACGAUAUGCCUUUGGAUUGGGCCGUCGGGCUUAUAUGUACAACAACGGCGGACCGGGCAUGAAGCGGCUGCCAGUCUAUAACUUUGGGCUGGGCAAGAGGUCGCGUCCGUACUCCUUUGGACUGGGAAAGCGCAGCGACUACGACUAUGAUCAGGACAACGAGAUUGACUACCGAGUGCCGCCAGCGAACUACAUGGGAGUGGAGCGUGCGGCUCUCCGCCUUGCAGUCCGACCUGGCAGACAGAACAAGCGAACGACGCGUCCGCAGCCCUUCAACUUUGGUCUCGGGCGGCGUUAAAUCAAAUCGCGGAGGAGGUCGCCUCAAAUGGCACACUAAACCAGAUCCAGCCGUGUGCCAAUUGAGACAAAAACCUACUUAACUAUCAAUUCAAGUAUUUGCAAAAGGCUAUAGGACUCUUGUAUUGUAAAACUUCUCCAAGAACUAAUCUAAAUGUCUUUGAAUCAAACUGCACGCCCUUCGUCCCACAAAAUAUCUAAAAUAAAGCAUACCGAUAAACAUUAUGAUUUCCACAUUAGUUAUUAACUCCAGACGUUCAACGGCGGCAAAUGUUUAGCUUAAAGAGCAAUAUAAAAUUGCAAAAAAAAACCAAAAAAAAUAAGAAAAGAUGAGAAGGGUCAAACGAUGAGAAUGAAACCGUGGCGUGUGCAAUUAUCAAGGAAGAAAUACAUUGAAUGUUAUACGAAUACAAAUAGUACAUAAUAUACAUAUAGAUAUAUGCAUAUUCAAUCCAAUUUACAGUACACAUUUUAAUGGGGCAUUAGCUAAUAUACACACACAGAUAUAUACUUAUGUAUGGACAUAUACUUGGGGCACUCUCUCGAGUCGGCGAGUGGCAUUGGCUGCAUUCAAAAUUGAGGCGCAUAGACGGACAAACUUGAAUAUUGGGAUUAUACACAAAUAGCAAACUAAUAUUGGAUGUAUCAAAGUGAUUAUUAAUUUAACUAUACUAUAUAUACAUACAUGCAUACAAUAUAUGUAAUUGUUUUGUGCAUACAUGCAUCUAUUCCUAAAUAAACAGCACAGCAGCAUGGUGCAAGCAAAACA